Microcebus murinus (gray mouse lemur) is the source of this 3289-nucleotide messenger RNA. Lineage: Eukaryota; Metazoa; Chordata; Mammalia; Primates; Cheirogaleidae. The record is from RefSeq and is a predicted model, not a curated record.
GCUCCCGCCGCCCUCGCCCUGCGCUGCUCCAGCCCGGGCCGGGGGCCUCCCCCCCCACAGCCCUGGGGCGAGCCGGGCCCUGCCCAGUCCCCUCAGCACCCUCUUCCCGAGCUCCUUCGGACCCAGGACCCGGCGUGGGGCCCCGAACCCCGAGCCCCGCCGCUUCCGCAGCCGGGGGGCUAGGGUGUCCGGCAGGCGUCGGGGAGCCAGCCCCGGCGGAGACACGGCCGCAGCCUGCUCUGUCCCUGCCUACCCUUGACGCGGGCGGUGGUCUUGUGGGAGGGAGGAAAACCAGGAGGGGCUUUUGAAGCUUUUUUUCAGUUUGCUUGCCUUUAGAGGAACUGUGCGUCCUGCCUGCCCUGGUGAAAACUUAGUCGCAAACCACCCAGUCUGAGCAAUAAUUGCGCUCGUUUACCGCAGGCCUAAUAUUCCCGCUGCGCUGUUGGUGAGAGCAGCAAAACAGGGCUCUAGUGGUGGUCCGGGACUGUCAUAGCUCCUGGGUUCGUCUUGGCGUCCUUUUAUGGAACCAUGUCCCUGCUAAGCUCAGAAAUAGUCUGUGCUUUAGAAGGAGAAAGGGCUGCUGUUCUCAGAGAUGGGUGUUUCUGGUGCUUCGGACAGUUUCUGAGAAAGAUGAUUAGUAUUAUCUACCUGCCACCUGUGUUACAGCCCUGGGGACUAAGUGGUGUCCUUAAUUAUCUCUUUUGAUCGCGUGUGUUGAGAGUGUUCCAGGUGGUUUAACCAAGGAAAAGUGCCCCCACUUGGUCCAACGUUUACUGAGGUUAUGCCCACUUGCAGAAAGAGGUACGUUUUUAUCAUCUUGGUUUCGAGUGUUGAGAGUUCUUGGAUUGUUUUUUAAGAUAGACUGUAUUUAUGCUUUUGAAAGUUAGGAGUUAUUUGUUUUCGUGUUAUUAGACUUAGUAUUUCAGAGAACUCAGCCUCUCAAACAUCCAGAAUUGGUCACAUGGUGGAGUUCCUUUUAAAAUCCACGCCACGUCCUUCACUUCCCCAGGUUUUCUCCCUGCGGUAGUUGUGGGAAUAUCCUUCUGCUUAUUUUACUCACAGAUUCAGAGCUGUCUCACUAGGGUUCUGACUUUUGUUUGUCAGUUGACUGAGAUGUGAGCCCCUGAGGGCAGGAGUGGUGCUGUGGAAACAGGACUGAGAGUGGAGACCGGUACUGGUCUCCUGCAGCAGGGCAGCUGUGACCACCUGCCCGCCCCACACAGGUCCUGCUCGGCUCACAGUCGUUUGUGUGCCUGUCCCGUGUACCAGCUCUGCCUGGGCCCUUGUGCUGUGGCUGUGAGAGCUCAAACCCAGAGUGCAGCUCUGCCCCUUUCCUGCCUUCAGUGCUGUGGGUGGCAGUUAUCCUCCUGAAUGGGUCACGGAAGGCCGAGUCUUGUGGGCUGGAGUAACCAUCACAACCUGUGGUUUUAGGACACUGCCGUCACCUGUGGCACAGAGAACCGGUGUUUAUCUCCUAACCUCAAGUAGCUCAAAGCAGCAUGGCCAGCCCACGAACCAGGAAGGUGCUUAAAGAAGUCCGAGUGCAAGAUGAAAACAAUGUUUGUUUUGAGUGUGGCGCGUUCAAUCCCCAGUGGGUUAGUGUGACCUACGGCAUCUGGAUCUGCCUGGAGUGCUCGGGGAGACACCGCGGGCUCGGGGUACACCUCAGCUUCGUGCGCUCCGUCACCAUGGACAAAUGGAAGGACCUCGAGCUUGAGAAGAUGAAGGCUGGUGGGAACGCCAAGUUCCGGGAGUUCCUGGAGUCCCAGGAGGAUUACGAUCCCUGCUGGUCCCUGCAGGAGAAGUACAAUAGCAGAGCCGCAGCGUUAUUCAGGGAUAAGGUGGCCACCCUGGCUGACGGCAGAGAGUGGUCUGCGGAGUCCUCGCCUGCCCAGAACUGGAUCCCGCCUCAGCCCAGGAUGCUGCCGCCCACCACCCACCGAGGUCCCAGCCAGCCGCAGAACGUGACUGCCUCCUCCGACAAGGCUUUUGAAGACUGGCUGAGUGAUGACCUCGGCUCCUAUCAAGGGGCCCAGGGCAGUCGCUACGUGGGGUUUGGGAACACGCCACCGCCGCAGAAGAGAGAAGAUGACUUCCUCAACAACGCCAUGUCGUCCCUGUACUCGGGCUGGAGCAGCUUUACUAUCGGAGCCAGCAGGUUUGCCUCGGCUGCGAAGGAGGGCGCUACAAAAUUUGGAUCCCAAGCAAGUCAAAAGUUUUGGGGUCACAAACAGCAGCCAGAGCCGGCUUCGGAGCUGGGCCACAGCCUGAGCGAGAGCGUCCUCAAGCCUGCGCAGGAGAAGGUGAAGGAGGGGAGGCUUUUCGACGAUGUGUCCAGCGGGGUCUCUCAGUUGGCAUCCAAGGUCCAGGGAGUCGGCAGUAAGGGAUGGCGGGACGUCACCACCUUUUUUUCGGGGAAGGCAGAGGACCCCUCGGAUGGACCCCCAGAGGGCCACGGUUACCAGAGCAGCGGCGGGGACAACUCGCAGAGCAGCACCAUAGACCAGAGCUUCUGGGAGAGCUUCGGCAGCGCUGAGCCCUCCAAGGCCCGCAAGUCCCCGAGCAGCGACAGCUGGACCUGCGCUGACACCUCGGCGGAGAGGAGGAGCUCGGACAGCUGGGAGGUGUGGGGCUCGGCGUCCAACCAGUCCAACCACCGGAACAGCAACAGCGACGGCUGGGAGAGCUGGGAGGGCGCUGGCGGGGAGGGCAGGGCCAAGGCCGCCAAGAAGGCAGCGCCGUCCGCACCUGCGGACGAGGGCUGGGACAACCAGAACUGGUAGGGCCCUGCGCGCCCCACCCUGGCGCCCGUGGGUCCCUGCGUUUGCACUCUGCCCUUCCUCCCGCUUCUAUCCGACCCGAGAAAUGGCCACCACGGCCGCACAGGCGGGGCCCUGGGGACUCGGGCGGGUGCCAUCUGGCCAGGUGGGGCUGGCUCGCCCUCCAGGGCCGUGUGGGGGACACCUGCCCAUCCCACACCCCACGUCUCCUCCUUGGAUUCCGUUGGGUCUCGGGACCCGGCGCCAUCUGCUGCCAGGCAGUGGGUGCGGCACAGCGCCCUGGGACCGGCCGGCAGCCGACUCGCCGAGAAGCAUCCCCGGGGGCUGGGACCACGUCAUGUGCAAUGGUGUCAGCGACGAGAGUCGUUGCUUUCCCUUGAAAUGUUGUGUUUUUUUUUUUUUUACCGUUAAAGGUUUGCUCUAGUUCAUUUUUUCUUUUUGAAGAAAAUGCCUGGAGUUUUAAAGGUGGAAACACCAAAAGCAAUACGAGAGCUCACACUGCCGUCUGA